UGGCGGCGCCGAUGGUGGGUGCCGGGGCCCGGCGGCGGCGGCGGGGUCCGGCAUGAACCUGCAGAGCGAGCGGCUGCCUGGGGCAGAAUUGUUUGAAACUAAUCAACAGAUUUAAAAGUUAUACGGGCAGAAGAAAAAGUCUGAGGAGAGUGUAUAGACCCCAUUUGCAGAAGCCAAGAGUUUCUUCAUUAAAUCAAGUCUACCAAAUUAAAAAGGGGUGGUAUGCAGAAGCGUUAAUACAAUUUGAAAAAAUCAAGGAUACAGAUUUUCAAGCUAUGUAUCAGCUUGGUGUAAUGCAUUAUGAUGGACUAGGCACUAAAGAAGACCCAGAAAAGGGAGUGGAAUACAUGAAGAAAAUAAUCAAUUCUGAUUCCCCAAAAGCAAGACACUUGAAGUCUGCAGCUGCAUACAAUCUUGGUAGAGCUUAUUAUGAAGGAUGUGGUGUUAAGCAGUCAACUGAAGAGGCUGAAAGAUUGUGGCUUAUUGCUGCUGACGAUGGGAAUCCAAAAGCGAGUGUAAAGGCCCAGAGCACUCUAGGAAUGCUUUAUUCUAUGUCAGUUCUAAAAGAUGUAAAAAAGGCCUUUUUCUGGCACUCAGAAGCAUGUUGCAAUGGAAAUCUGGAAUCACAAGGUGCAUUGGGUGUUAUGUACCUCUAUGGACAAGGUGUACAUCAAAACACUAAGGCUGGUUUGGAGUGUUUGAAGAAAGCAGCAGAACGUGGAAACAUCUAUGCUCAAGGCCAUCUUGUGGAAUAUUAUUACAAUAGAAAAUUUUACUCAACAGCUGUUGCAGUAGCCAAAAGUUCUACAUACCCGAUGCUAUGGAUUCCAGAAAAUGUCAACAUUGAUAUGGUAGCAAAGAUAACCGAUUGUCUUCCUGUGUAUGUAGCCAAAGGGGUUGCUAUCGCUGCUUUCUACUUUGCUAGAUGUCUCCAGCUUGGCCUAGGCAUAAAACAAGAUGAAGCUGCUGCUAAAAAAUACUACUCUAGGGCCCACUCAGCUUUGACAGAGGCAAGGAAGGGAAGACAAGUGUCCCAGAGGAUCCUGGAAUUAGCGGGAGUGAAUGAAACUGAGCCCAUCCCUAAAGCAGAGUCCUCUUUCUGACUGUGGUGCCAGCACAUACCACACCAACAAACAGUGACAGUAUUAAAAAACAACAAAAAAGCUUGACUCUAGUAGAGUGUGCUCAUUUUAAAUAGUACACCUACUGAAUUUUUCUUAUGUGGCAUCAAAAACAAGGAUUCAAAGCUGAAUAUAGCAAGUCUGUAAUAUUUUCACAAGUUGAUUAUUCCUGAUAACAUCAAUGAAACUUACAACAUAAUUUUGUAUUUUAGCUAUAAACUAGAACU
Rhea pennata is the source of this 1348-nucleotide messenger RNA. It is a transcript of the gene LRP2BP, whose product is annotated as LRP2 binding protein. The record is from RefSeq and is a predicted model, not a curated record. Gene Ontology annotation, molecular function: protein binding. The coding region runs from base 276 to 1103 and encodes 275 amino acids. The transcript has 9 exons. NCBI's taxonomy places the organism in Eukaryota, Metazoa, Chordata, Aves, Rheiformes, Rheidae.